This is a messenger RNA of Pocillopora damicornis (cauliflower coral), 1345 nucleotides long. RefSeq lists its product as uncharacterized. The record is from RefSeq and is a predicted model, not a curated record. Gene Ontology annotation, cellular component: nucleus. Gene Ontology annotation, biological process: poly(A)+ mRNA export from nucleus. Lineage: Eukaryota; Metazoa; Cnidaria; Anthozoa; Scleractinia; Pocilloporidae.
AAGGCAAGAUGGCGGACGGUGAAGCAGUAAUAAACCUCAAGAAACUGAAGGUAGCUGAGCUAAAAAAGGAGCUUGCAGAUCGCGGUCUCUCCACGAAGGGCAACAAAAGCGAUUUGCAAGAACGGUUAGAAAAAUGUCUGGCUGAUCAAGGUAUGGUGGUCAGCCAAGAUGAAAGUGAUGACAUUGUUGAUGAAAAUGAUCCUGAUGAUGACCUAGACAAUGAUGCUGAUGACUUGGAUGACGUAGAUGUAGGAGAUGUUUCAGAACACCUUGAGGCUGAAGACUUGGACACAAAAGACACAGAAGAAGAUAAAGAAGUUACCCAGGAAGUUACAGCAGAUGAAAAAAAGACACAAAAAGUUAUUUCAGUCGAAAGGGUGCCCAUUACACCUCCUGGAAAAGUUGCUGGUCAAGUGACAUUAACUGAUGCAGAGAAAAAGUCAAAGAGAUUAGAAAGAUUUGGUAUGUCUCCACCGGUGACAGAUGUUGAGAAGAAACAAGCCAGAGCUCAGAGAUUUGGUUUUUCUAGCCCUGCCAGUAAUGGAACUGCCAAGAGUUCACCAAUUGUUGGGGGAAAGGAAGUAGAUGUUGAUAAGCUAAAGAAAAGAGCUGAAAGAUUUGGUGCAGUCUCUCCUGCUAUAACCAAGCUUGAAGAAAAUGAUAAAUUGCUGAAGAGAAAACAACGGUUUGGUGUAACUAUUACAGGAUCUCCAGGAAACAUCUCAGAUGCUAAGAAGAAGAGAGCUGAAAGAUUUGGGCUCUGAGGCAAACUUUUUAAGCAAGUGCUUGCAGUUGAGACAAGAACUGCAACAAAGAAGGAAUGACACAGUUACAUUUUUGAUAUGAUUAUCCAGUGGGUUAGUUUUGAAUACUACUGCUUGUAUAUUAAAAAGGAGGCCAGAAAAGCAGUGGACACUCAUAAACAGCUCCAGGCUCUGUCAAGUUCUGUUUAAUGAAUGGCAGCUGCUGCAAUAAUUAAGCUGCAAUCUUCUGUCUUGUAAAUUUGGCCCAUGUAGAUGGUCUUGAUGACAUUACAAACACCUUAUCUGUGAAAAUGGCUCAUAGAGAUUUGCAACAGUAAGGCUGCAUCACUGGAUGAUUAACUCAAAUUGGAAGGUAACAUAUUUGGGUCAGUUAUUUUAAAAACAGGGAUUAAUUUUGGUUCUGAUAACUACUAAGGCUGUUUAUUUCAUUAUAUAUACUCUUCUUCAUAACCGUUACCUCUUUGGACCCGAAAAUUUGUGCCUUUAACUGUUUGAAUUCUGCAUUUUGACUUCCUGUUUUUUUUUAAUUUUUAAUUUUUUUUUUGCAAUAAAAUUGCAGCUUCUUUUCUUCAGAUUGACAA